Molecule: messenger RNA, 2337 nt
Organism: Scleropages formosus (Asian bonytongue)
Lineage: Eukaryota; Metazoa; Chordata; Actinopteri; Osteoglossiformes; Osteoglossidae
Gene: prph2b
Product: peripherin 2b (retinal degeneration, slow)
Exons: 3
Coding region: 1-1044 (347 amino acids)
Biological process (GO): visual perception
Cellular component (GO): plasma membrane
Source: RefSeq, a predicted model, not a curated record
AUGGCGCUGAUGAAGGUGAAGUUUGAUCUAAAGAAGCGCGUGAAGCUCGCGCAGGGCUUGUGGCUGAUGUAUUGGCUCGCCGUGAUGGCGGGUAUUUUGGUGUUCAGCAUGGGGCUUUUCUUCAAGAUCGAGCUGCGCAAGCGAAGCGAGAUGAUGGACAAUAAUGAGAGCCACUUUGUCCCCAACCUGCUGAUCUUGGUGGGGCUGAUGGCAUGUGGUGUCAACGCAUUCGGUGGGAAGAUCUGCCACGACUCCCUGGUCCCUGCCAAAUUUGCCAAAUGGCAACCUAUGUUGAAGUUCUUCCUGGGAGGUUGUGUUCUUUUCAACGCACUACUCUUCUUCACAGCUUUGCUGUGCUUCACUAUGCGGAUUGCCCUGCAGUUCACAUUGGCUGAGGGCCUGAAGAAUAGCAUGAAGUACUACAAGGACACAGAUACACCCGGCCGCUGUUUUAUGAAGAGGACCCUGGACCUGACACAGAUUGAGUUCCGCUGCUGUGGAAAUAACAACUACAGGGAUUGGUUUGAGAUUCAGUGGAUCAGCAACCGCUAUCUGGAUUUUAGCUCCAGUGAAGUCAGGGACCGAGUCAUGAGCAAUGUGGAAGGAAAAUACCUCGUGGAGGGAGUUCCAUUCAGCUGUUGCAACCCCAGCUCACCACGGCCCUGCAUCCAGUAUCAGCUCACCAACAACUCAGCCCACUACAGCUAUGACCACCACACUGAGGAGCUGAACAUCUGGAUGCACGGCUGCAAGGAGGCCCUGCUCUCGUACUAUGGAGGCAUGAUGAACACAAUUGGAGCCAUGGUGCUCCUGGUCACCAUUCUGGAGGUGGGGGUAAUGGUGGGUCUGCAGUACCUGAGAACAUCUUUGGAGACUCUGGCAAACCCUGAUGAGCCAGAAAAUGAAAGUGAGGGUUGGCUGCUGGAGAAGAGUUUCAAGGAGACCAUUGCCGAGUUCAUGGAAAAAGUGAAAUCGCUGGGCAAAGGAGCCCAGGUGGAGGCUGGGGAGGACGGGCAGGAGCAGGCUGUUGCUACGGUGAGCUGAACUGCCUUGGCCUGCUCUGGGAGCAAAAUCAGAUAUGAGAGAAAUUGUCUCAACUGACAAAAUUAUCAGAGCAAAAAUCAGAAAGCACCCAUCAAAUUGUUCCUUUAAGCACAAGUUCAUGUAUUUUAUUUUUCUAAAAUUCAACAUUUUAUACAUACCAUUCUUUAUUGCCUGGCUGAAAUGACAGAAUACAGGUGUAAUUUUAUAUUUUUAAAAAAAAAAAAAUGUAAACCAUGUUAAACUGUUAAUUGUGUAUUCUAACACAGAGCACAAAGAGGUAAACAAGCUAUACAUUUUCAGCUCAGCAGUUUAAUAUUUCAUAAAUGUACUGUGACACGUGUUGGUAAGUGGAUUUUUAACCUGAUAGCUGCAGACUAUGUGCAUUAUGAGAAUGACAGCUGUUGCUCUUUAAAAAAAAAGAUACGGUCCUCUUCAAAUAGAAUGUGUUUUCGAACAAAAGAUGAAAAGAACAGUGGAAAUGACCCAUAAUGCCAGCCACACAUUUUGGAGAGGGGUCCAUUAGGCUCUAUUUUACGGCAGCUUAUACCAGGCAGCUGUUCUUACCUCUGACCCCAGCCCAGAAACUGCGGCUCCACAGGCUGGAGGCUCAGCUGGACUCAGGGGAGGCUGGGGUGGCACCGCUUACGAACCAUCACAAACGUCCUUACGUGCUCUCAGACAGAACCACUUCACUCACCACCGAUACACACACGCACACACGCCGCCACCGGGUUAAAUAUCUGCAGGAUGCUCGGAGAAAAGGGAGCAAUCACAGAAGUUGUGGCCAGCUGUUUAAGGCUACAUGACGGUGCCGAUGAGGUGAAACAAGAGAACAGGACGAGACUGCGGAACUGGAGCCAGACGAAGGAACUUUAUACAGUUUUCAGCACAUAGAUUCUACAGGUUUUUAUUCCUGUUAAGAUGGGAGGAAAAGCAUUGUAAAUGAGUUUAAUGUUGCUAAGUCUCUAAGUUACACACUGUAAAGUUCUGUGUGGAUGUUAAUUUCCGUAUUUUGAAUCUUGACAGGUAACUUUCUGUAAAUUUUGGUUUUGGUCAGCAUUACUCUGUGUUUCGUGGAUUAGGUGGAGCUGCUAGUUACUGCUCCAACCUGUAAGAUAAAGAUGUAUAAAUAGAAUGCGAGUGUGUGUCUUUCUUCAUUUGAAUAGUUGUGCUUCACAUUGUGUUAAAAUUCUGCCUCCGAGAACAUCUUUUUGCAAAAAAAAAAAAAAAAUAAGGUCCAAAUGCUAGAUUACCAGCAAUGCCUACACAAAUGUACAGAUGUGUAAAUUAUAA